Macadamia integrifolia is the source of this 738-nucleotide messenger RNA. Its product is annotated as pentatricopeptide repeat-containing protein At5g06540-like. The record is from RefSeq and is a predicted model, not a curated record. The transcript has a single exon. Gene Ontology annotation, biological process: RNA modification. The coding region runs from base 1 to 738 and encodes 245 amino acids. NCBI's taxonomy places the organism in Eukaryota, Viridiplantae, Streptophyta, Magnoliopsida, Proteales, Proteaceae. Gene Ontology annotation, molecular function: RNA binding; protein binding.
AUGAUUUCAGGUUAUCUCGCAAGAAAGUUAGCUCUUCUCCACCAUCCAAGCCUCUUCCUUUCUCUUUCUGCUUUCGCCAACAUUUCCGAACUAAAAAGGGUUCACGCCCACAUCAUAAUCUCCGGUCUCGCCAAUGACGACCUCACCACAGCCAGACUCUUAGCUUUCGCUGCCAUUUCUGGGGACUUCCAUUACGCCCAAACUCUCUUCGACCAAGUCGAACACCCUACUCUUUUCAUGUACAAUUCCAUGAUCAGAGGCUUCUCCCAAAGCUUCGACACAUUAGAAUCCAUUCACCUCUACAUUCGGAUGCUCCUUGAUCGUAUCUCACCGGAUAACUACACUUUCCCUUUUCUAUUCCAAUCUUGUUCGAAUAAGGCGUUCUUCUUUGAAGGGCAACAACUCCAUGACCAUGCUAUAAAGUUCGGGAUCGAUUAUGAUGUUUUCGUCUUAAAUAACUUGAUCAUCAGGAUGUAUUCAAAUUGCCGAGAACUUGAUUAUGCUCGUCGUUUAUUUGAAGAACGUAACAGCAUAGUUAAUGUCAUAUCUUGGACUACAAUGGUUACCGGGUACUCGAAUUGUGGGGAUAUUGAUGUGGCUCUCCAGUUCUUCGAUCGGAUGCCAUGUAGAAAUGUAGUUUCAUGGACUGCAAUGAUUGUAGGCUAUGUACAGAUGGAAAAAUAUGAUGAAGCAAGACAAUUGUUUGAUGAAAUGUCUGAAAGAAAUGUAGACUCAUGA